Pyrgilauda ruficollis (rufous-necked snowfinch) is the source of this 562-nucleotide messenger RNA. It is a transcript of the gene ARL2BP, whose product is annotated as ADP ribosylation factor like GTPase 2 binding protein. The coding region runs from base 106 to 555 and encodes 149 amino acids. Lineage: Eukaryota; Metazoa; Chordata; Aves; Passeriformes; Passeridae. The transcript has 7 exons. The record is from RefSeq and is a predicted model, not a curated record. Gene Ontology annotation, biological process: maintenance of protein location in nucleus; positive regulation of tyrosine phosphorylation of STAT protein. Gene Ontology annotation, cellular component: mitochondrial intermembrane space.
GGGGCUGCGCGCCGGCCUGAGGGCGCACUUUGGUCAAAAAGAAGAAAUAACCACUAACAGCUGAAACAUACAGAUUGUCUCUUCCACUCUGGCUAGGCAGGAGCAAUGGAGACUUCUGAUGGAGAAAGUUUGGGUGUAGCCACCUCCACCACUUCUGAUGAGUUUGAUGCAGUUGUUGGCUAUCUGGAGGAUAUCAUAAUGGAUGAUGACUUCCAGUUAAUACAGAGGAAUUUUUUGGAGAAGCACUACCAGGAGUUUGAUGACUCAGAAGAAAACAAGCUCAUCUAUACAGACAUUUUUAAUGAAUAUAUCUCUUUAGUAGAGAAAUACAUUGAAGAGAAGUUGCUUGAUCGGAUUCGUGGGUUUGAUAUGGUUGCUUUCACAGUGUCAUUGCAACAACACAAAGAUGAAAUGCCAGGUGAUAUAUUUGAUCUGCUUCUCACAUUUACUGACUUUCUGGCUUUCAAAGAAAUGUUCUUGGAAUACAGAGCUGAGAAAGAAGGUCGAAGUCUGGAUUUAAGCAGUGCAUUAGUGGUGACUUCAUUAAACCAUUAAACAAGUC